Ichthyophthirius multifiliis is the source of this 318-nucleotide messenger RNA. RefSeq lists its product as hypothetical. NCBI's taxonomy places the organism in Eukaryota, Ciliophora, Oligohymenophorea, Hymenostomatida. The transcript has a single exon. The record is from RefSeq and is a predicted model, not a curated record.
AUGAAGAAUAAAAAGCUGAAAUAGAAAAUUAUAAAAAAAUUAGAAUAUAUUAAAAAUCACUUGUAUAGUAAUAAAGUACAAUAGAUUAAAUAUUAAAAAAUAAUUUAGGUUAAGAAUAUUUAAUUUUAAAUUUGUCAUUUUGCAUUGAAUAUAAUAAAAAAUUAGAUUCAAGUAAAUCGUUUUUAAUAUAUUUAAUUAUUUUUUAUAUUUUGGUUAAAUUGUAUUUUUUUUUCUUAGACCGUACUUUAUUAAAGCGCGAAUUUUUUUAUUGCAGAAAGUUAUAAAUAUUAAAGAAAAUACUUUAAAUUUAUAAGAUGA